AUGUAUCACUUUGUUUCCGAGCAGACUCCGGAGCUCAGGCUCUCGGCGGAUGCACUGGUCACUAGCCACGUAACGCAGUACCUCAAGAGCUUCCAGCUGGAGGCAGUGCGCUUCCUUUACGAUCGUCUGGCCAAGCGGGAGUUCUGCAUUCUAAACGAUGAAAGUGGUCUUGGAAAAUCGGCCACGGUGGCGGCACUUCUUAGUGCCAUUGAUCCCGCCAAGAAAACACUUAUAGCGCUUCAGAAUGAUGAGCAACUGCUCGCCGGAUGGCGGUUUCAUCUGGACACACUGACCGACCUGCAGGUGUGCACUAUUCAAGGAGUGCAAGACACCACAGACUCCCCACACAAUGUUUACCUGGCGAAAUGGAGCCAGUUGCGUAGCAUAGGAGAUCUUAGCCGCCUCAAGUUCGACUACGUUAUGGUGGACAAUCGCGGGCACUCGCUGAACAACAGCUUCUGCACCUCCAUGCUGCUCAAGCAUUUCGAGGGACGGGUAAACGUUGUUAUCUCCAGUGUUGACAUUACGUCCGAUGUGAAGUUGCUAUACAAUGUACUGCGGUUGGGUGGUCGUCUGGAGCAUCAGUACAGAAGCUUCCAGAGCUUCGAUCGCAGGUUCCACAUACCAGAUCCCAAGGAGGUGUUUAGCAAGCGCAUAGAUCUCGAAGAGUACUACAAGCAGCGAGGAUUCCUCAGCGAGUAUAUUAAGGACUUCCGUUUGCGACGUUUCCGUCAUCAGUUCGACAAAAGCUUGCCGCUCGUAGCACCUGAGCAAUACAGGCACAAUCUGAACCUGUGGUUGGCUUCAAAAAAUAGUCAGAGCACGCUAAGUGGCUCCUCGGAAGUCUGCUCAACAAUCGCCUCCAUAGAUAAUAAUCCGGCUCUGCAAAACGAAACAGUGCAGUCUGAAGACACGGAUAAGUUAUCCGAGCACAGCGUGGAUGAAGUGGUGGCCAUGUCGCCGCUGGUCUUUGAAUCCUCUGACUCUGACGUUGAACCCAUAACAGUGGAACCUGCUGCUGAUCAAAAUCAAAUCCUGAUAGUUUCUAGCGAUGAUUGCGAGAUUGUGACGCCUCCAAACACACCGCCAAAUCGAACGCCCACCUCAAACGAAUCACCAAGAAUGAAAUCUAAGAAGAAAUUUAGUAAGCGGAAGUCAGGACAGAAAAAAGCCGAUCUCACCGAUUCGGAGGAAGAGGAUGCAGUUGUGGAAGUGGCACCCAAAAAGAUAACUCGCGCGGCAACAGCUACCUUUACUCCCAAGACAAGGAAGCUCAAUGUGCGUGUGCUAAGGGUUUCCAUGGAUACCUUAAGCACACCUCUGGCAGAAACUGCUCCUGCGUUUGUCACGCCCAAAACAGAGCCCUCGGUUAGUAGGAAAAAAAAGAAACUGCAACCUGCCAGUCCAAUAGAUAUCGGUCGUCCGGCCACUCGAGGUAUGCAGCGCUUAACACGAUCCGCUGAGUCUAAAAUUAACAGCAAGUACUUGAAACACCGCACACUGGAUGAUGUCAAGCGGAGUACCCCAAAAAGAAUCAAGGCUGAGGGAAAUCAAACGCCCAAGACAAGCAAACCCAGGGUGAAGCAGGAAGCCAAGGAAAAGCUUGUUGCCAAGCAAGGAAAAGUGCAGAAAACCCCGGUAAAGCCUACGCAGGAAACUCCCAAAAGAAAGGUAGGACGUCCGAGGAAAAGCCCGUCGGAACCGGAAGAUGCAAAGAAAACGAAGCCUAAGCCAAGCCUUAAACCUUUGCCUCCCACUCCACAAGUCCUUAGCGGUAGUUCCCUGUCCUCGGAGUACAUGCAAUGUGCUCAGCGAAUCCCCGACAACUUAGAUGCCAUUGUGUCUCCUGCUUUUCGGGUGCCCUUCACCCCUCAGCAAACACCUUUGCUGCUAACUUUGCCGUCUGCUUUUAAUUUGCUCAACGACUCGGAGAUGGUGGCCAUUCCGCUGUCGAAAGAACAAGCGGAAACUGUGGUGAUCAACAGUUCCCACGAUGAAAGUUCUCCGCAGGAUCCACCACAAAGUCGACGUACUAAGGCUUUGAAAAGGAAGCGCAAACCAGAGACGCCUGUAAGUUCAAGUUUUGGCGGAGGCUUGGGUCUGCCACCGCUCAAGAGAAGUGCCAACAAAUCACCGGAUCUGUUCAGCAUCUCCUCGGAACCUUCGCAGAUUCCUUUGGCACAGCCGCGACCCUCCUCUCCCUUUGAGGGUUUUAAAAUAUUUGGCUCAGAAGUGAAGCAAUUCCAGCAGCAGCAUGCCAAAACAAAUGUUUCAGCACCGAAAAAAAAACGUGAUCGUUCUUGUUUGGAUAUUUUAGAGCAAAUGUUUGAGCCACGACAGCAGCACCAGGAGAAAACUAGUCCCAAAGUCUUGCCCACCUUGCCGCUAACUCAGAAAGAUGAUGUGGCACAACCCCUUACCCAGAGGAGGAGAACCCUGUUGGAAGAUGACUUCUUUGAGAUCACCAACAAUGGCCAAUUUGGCAGUCGAAUGAGGUUAAAUUCCUCUGGAGAUGUAUCACCCGUGCAACAAGAUCAACAGUCCGCCAGGCCGACGCAGGCCAAUAAAAUCACCAAUUACUUGAUAGGUUCUGGAAUCACCCAGGAAAAGACGCAGCCUAAUAGUGGAAAUCGCAACUCCAUCGUUGCAUCGCUGCGGAAGUCCCCCAAGUCACCAAAACAGCAAGGGAAAUCCACGCAGGCCACCAAGCUUACUCGGUGGUUUGGCGCCGUUUUCGGAGGAGGAACUUCACAGACCAGCUCUGUGGAAUCGGUUAGUGCACCAAGCACACCAGUGACUCCCUCAACGAGUGCAGCGGCAUGUCAAACGCGAUCAGCGAGGAGUGGUGGAGCUGCAGGGCCCACAAAAAGAAAGCGAUUGGAACUGUUCAAAUAAAGAGCAGGAUAAAUAUAGCUUACUAAGGAAAACGUUAAGUUAACAAAAUUCAAUUAAGCUAGGUAAAGUCCUGCUUCCUGGAUAAAAGCCAUAUUUUCACGAAAAGAUUUCUAAAAUAAGUUUUAAAUGUUCACUUAGGUACUGUUAUACCUUAUUAUCAUAUACGAAAUUAAAUUAAGAAGAAAGAUCAGAAAUCUUAUCGUGAAAAUGUAGCUUACAUUUUUUAAUCAAAAGAGACAGUUAACAGCAUCCAAACUUCGACAAAAGACUUUUUUGUAGGUUGUAAUAUCAAUGUGUGUACAAUGUUAGCCGUAGAACAUUACGAGCAUCUGAGCAAUUAACUAGCCAAUUUAGUUAAAUUUCUAUUUUAUGUGCACAUUUCGAAGAUCACUUUACCAUACAAUUAAAAAGACACUGAACAUUA
This is a messenger RNA of Drosophila rhopaloa, 3319 nucleotides long. RefSeq names its product protein suppressor of underreplication (gene SuUR). Lineage: Eukaryota; Metazoa; Arthropoda; Insecta; Diptera; Drosophilidae. Gene Ontology annotation, molecular function: ATP binding; ATP-dependent chromatin remodeler activity. Bases 1 to 2895 code for a protein of 964 amino acids. The transcript is spliced from 4 exons. The record is from RefSeq and is a predicted model, not a curated record.